AUGGCGUAUCCAGAUAACCAGUCUCCAAGGAGAAUGCCCCCGCGAACACACUCCAAUUUUAUGGCUCGAACAGCUCUCGACAACGCAUCACAGUUGAACCGCCGAGGCUCUGUAGCCGCUCUAUCUCCCUCACCAGAAGAUGAAUCUGGGUCAGCAGAGCAAGAUGCUCUCACACUUCGAACUGAUGGGUUUGCUCAGCUGAGAUCUCAUACCGAGAGUCACAUGUCUUACUUUUCGUCUUUCUUCAAUUGGUCUCGCCAGGAAGCCAGCAGUACACUCAGGCACCGAAGACCUUCAACUCAACCUUUACUCAGACCAGAAAUAGGGCACCACAGGCGUAGGCACGAUGUUAAGAAAGGUCGCAGUAGCUCUUAUCCGAAUCCAUCAGGAACAUCCGCCAAACUAGGGACCUUCGCUGGUGCUUUUGUACCAACGAGUCUGAACGUGCUCAGUAUCCUCAUGUUUCUUCGUUUUGGGUUCAUUACUGGGCAAGCAGGUCUUGUAGGGACCCUUGUGCAUCAACCUGUGCGCUCCUCAGAGGCUCCCUCUGUUAUCGCCACGACCGUUGUGGCCAUUGUACCAUGGAUGCUUAUUGCUUGCUAUGCUAUCAAUCUAUUGACGACCAUUGCUCUGUCAGCCAUUGCGACCAAUGGAACAGUCAGAGGAGGGGGAGCAUACUAUCUUAUAUCCAGAAGUCUUGGUCCUGAAUUUGGUGGGUCUAUAGGGAUCGUUUUCUAUGCUGGCAACGUUUUUAACUGUGCAAUGAACGCUGUGGGUCUCGUUGAUUGCUUCGUUGAGAAUUUUGGUGCUACUAACGGUAACUGGUCACAAUGGAUGCCAGACGACUUUUGGUACAGAUAUAUCUGGUCGACAGUGGUGCUAAUAAUGUGCACGGCCAUAUGUCUAGCAGGGAGUGGGCUUUUUACCAGAGCUAGUAACGGCCUCCUGUUAAUCCUUCUCCUGGCAACUUUCAGUAUCCCAUUUUCGACUCUGAUAGUGGCGCCAUUUGAGAAUUUGAAGCAGGGCGUAGAAUACACUGGCUUGCGUGUUGAAACCCUUCGCCAGAACCUAUUCCCACAUUUUACAAAGGGUGCUGCUGGGAGCCAGCUCAAAACUCGCGAGACCUGGCAAGAUCUGUUUGGCAUCUUGUUUCCUGCUACGGGAGGUAUAUUUGCCGGUGCCAGCAUGUCUGGCGAUCUCAAACACCCCAGCAAGGCAAUACCGAAAGGCACGCUUUACGGACUUCUGCUCACUUUCAUAUCCUAUUUUCUUGUCAUUCUGUCGCUCACAGCAACAAUCACAAGGGAGUCGCUACGACGCAACACCAAUGUCAUCCAACUGACAAACGUAUCAGAAGUUCUUGUUUUCCUCGGCGAGAUUGCAACAAGUCUUUUCUCAUCUCUACUAGGUGUCAUUGGAUCAGCAAAACUCCUCCAGGCUCUUUCCAGGGAUAACCUUCUGCCAGGUCUCGGAGUCUUCAGCCAAGGCACCAAAAAGGCUGACGAGCCAACCUACGCGAUUCUGUUCACAUACUUGUUGGCACAAGCUACGAUGCUAUUCGACAUCAACCAAAUUGCAUCGCUCAUAACAAUGAUCUAUUUGAUGACAUUUCUAUCGACUAAUUUAGCCUGCUUCCUCCUUAAGAUAAGCUCAGCGCCAAAUUUCAGACCGAGCUUCAGGUAUUUCUCAUGGCCGACUGCAGCAGCAGGUACAUUGAUCAGCGGUGCCACUAUGUUUUUUGUUGAUGGCAUUGCUGCGUCUGUCUGUGUGGUGGUGCUUAUUACCAUUUUCGUUCUCAUACACUACACGACUCCCCCAAAGACUUGGGGCGAUGUCAGCCAGAGUCUGAUCUACCACCAAGUGCGAAAGUAUCUCUUGCGUCUACGACCGGAGCAUGUAAAGUUCUGGAGGCCGCAAAUCCUCCUCCUCAUCAAUGACCCUCGGAAACAGUACAAGCUUAUUCAAUUCUGCAACUCAUUAAAGAAAGGAGCCUUGUUUAUCUUGGGGCAUGUCAUCAUAACCCCAGACUUCAGUAGCACAGUCCCAGAAGCUCGCCGACAACAGGCGACUUGGACCAAAUACAUUGACUUUUCUAGGAUUAAGGCCUUUGUAAAUAUUGCGGUUUCCCCUGCUCUGGAAUGGGGUGCUCGAAACUUAGUUCUUAGCGCUGGACUCGGUGGUAUGCGCCCGAACAUCGUAGUCUUGGGCUUCUACAAUUUGACCGAGUUGCGAGAGUCUAUACCGAUAGUCGAUCUAUAUUCCUCACUGUCGACCAGGCCAGGAUCCACACAGGAAGAUCGCCAAUCGAAACAUCUAUCGAAGAAGGCACAUAAGAAACACGAUGAUAAACUCAGUGGAGUCCUACCUACAGAUCUUGACCGUAGAGAACAUGCCAUCAGCGCAUCAAGCUACGUUACUGUUCUGGAGGAUCUGCUACUUAGAUUGAAAAUCAAUGUCGCUGUUGCGAAGGGAUUCCAUGAAUUGGAGCUUCCGGGACCGAAACCUUCUACAACAGAACAAUUGUUACGAUAUCUAUUUCCGAGCGAUCAAGAUGAAGGCGAAAGUGCUCAGAGGUAUAUCGAUCUUUGGCCAAUUCAAAUGUCUGCCACUACAGAAGUCGAAGAUGGUACGGAGAAUGGAAAGAGUAAACAUGACGUUCUGACCACGAACUUCGAUACUUAUACACUAAUCUUACAGCUCGGCUGUAUCUUGACUACAGUACCAUCAUAUGCCAGGACUUUUAAGCUACGUGUCAUAGUGUUCGUAGAAUAUGAGAGCGAUGUGGAGGAGGAACGCGGACGUGUCGUCACUUUACUGUCGAACUUGCGAAUCAACGCCGAAGUAUUGGUUCUCUGGCUGGCGUCUGGACAGCUCAAAACCUAUGAGAUUAUCAUCAACGGGAGUACAGAUGGGAACAAUGCUGAUGCUAUUCGCUUAGUAGAUGAUGCUCUGAGCAACGAAGACUGGUGGCAAGAUGUCGAGAGACUGCGAGGUCGUCGUGGCUCAUUGAGUACCAGCCAAGAGCUAGCUAGUGUGACCGGUAUUCUUGACGCGACGCAAAAUUGGCCAGAUGCAUCUUUCCAAUAUGGUCGGCAGGAGCCCAAGACUUCGAGAUUCGAUGGUCUACGAAAGAUGAUACGUCGGGUAAAGGGCAAGUCUUCUGUUGGGCAGAUAAGCCAUCUCGGUGUCAAUCUCGGAAUGCGUACGCAGAGACUACCAGCAAGUCUAGUGUCUGCGCAUAGUAGUGGGGAAGAUUCUAGCCCGAGCGACAGUGAUGAUUCUACCGUGGAGUGCUCGGACAGUGAUGAACAUGCUGUUAGCGAUGAAGAUGUUCCAGACGACAGCAGGUCUGUGUCUCCUCGUCAGCAAAUGAUCAGUGCUGGCUCCUUGUCCAGUAGGCAUGACGGAUCACCAAAAACCUCUCAUGCUAGGCUUGUAGAUGGCAAUGGAUCACCAAGCCACGAACAGAACGCACAUGCGUCGCCCAGUAACUCGAUUUUGGGUUCCAGUCUCAAAGGGAAUUCUAUUAACUCGGGCACUUCAACACCACGUCGAUUACAGAACUUGCCGAAAUUCACGGCAAAAACUCAGCCCAAAACAAAGCUUAACCCUGAUGCCGACGAGGGACCAUCCAUUAUGUUUGACUCACCUUCACCUGAUGAAGCACGAAAUCCAGGUCCUUCGAUCUAUGACCGCACUGCUCGCGCCGCCAUCGCCACAGUAAGCCCUGCAAAUCUUUCAGAAUCAUCGUCCAUGACUGCGGCAGCAUCGACCUCAAAGACCAAUGCAUCUGGCUUCCCUUCGAUGCAAUCGAUUCCCCUUAGUUUCAAUGACUUACCGUCUCGAGCACAACAUCUGAUCCUCAAUGAGUUGAUCAGUCAGAAUUCAGCACAGACAGCUGUUAUAUUCACGACACUACCCAGCCCAACAGAGGGUACCGGCGAAAGCGAGUUGGAUAGUAUCAGCUACUUGAGUGACCUGGAGGUCCUGACUCUUGGAUUGCCACCAACGUUGUUGGUACACUCGAAUAGUUUGACUGUAACUAUGAAUUUAUAA
Messenger RNA from Pseudovirgaria hyperparasitica, 4056 nucleotides. RefSeq lists its product as uncharacterized. The record is from RefSeq and is a predicted model, not a curated record. Gene Ontology annotation, molecular function: potassium:chloride symporter activity. Gene Ontology annotation, cellular component: membrane. Bases 1 to 4056 code for a protein of 1351 amino acids. The transcript is spliced from 8 exons. Lineage: Eukaryota; Fungi; Ascomycota; Dothideomycetes; Acrospermales; Acrospermaceae. Gene Ontology annotation, biological process: potassium ion import across plasma membrane; chloride transmembrane transport; chloride ion homeostasis.